CUGUUUCGUAAUUGCAACACUACUAAGAAACCAAAAAAAACGCGGAGUCUACAGAAAACCAAAACCUUCGUUUCAAAGCUUCAUCUAAUUCUACUCAACAAUAAUCACUACAAUAGAACUAUAAUUGUUAGGUUUCCAGUUUCAUUCUUCAUAACGUUAUCAAAAGAUCUAAACCCGAAAUUCCCUUUCUCUAGUUAAAAAAAAAAAAGAAUCUCUUAAUCACUUCCUUCUAUCAGAUUCAAUUCUGAAACGCGAAGUCUGCAGAAAUCAAAUGCUGUUUCUAAGAUCUCUGUGAGAAAUUGAAGUUUUUUUUUGAACAAUGGGAGGUGUUCCAUCAACUCCACGGUAUAACGCUAGACCGCAAGAAACGGCUGAGUAUUUGAUUGGUACUUUUGUCGGUGAGAAAUCUUUUCCUCUUUCAUCAGAUUUUUGGAAGAAAUUACUUGAAAUUCCUCUCAUUCUUCAAUGGCCUCAACCUCAAGUUCUUCAAGCUUGUCAAGCUUUAGCAAAGAACAACUCUCAUACUAGGCAUCUAGCUAAAAUUUUGAUACAUCUUGCUUGCUGUUUGCAAGAAUCUAUGACUACGACUUCUGAUGAGUCAGUCGAAGUUCAUAUGAAGGCUUUGAAUGCAGCUUAUUUAUCAUCUAUAUUUUUGAAGUACAUGAUUGAAAACGCCAAGAGUGAUCACUUUGAAGAACUGUAUCUUUCGUUAGUUGAAGGUGAAGGUGGAAGUACCGCACAAGAAGAUCUUUUAAGGGGUAAAGAUCAAAAGAUUCAAAGUUUUGUUAUUGGUGCUGUUCUUACAUUUAUUGGCACAUCAGAUGUUAGUUCUCACACAUUCCAUCUGCAUCAUGAAGUAAUGAACUUUAUGCUCGUGGCUAUGUCAAGCCAGCUUCGUUCUGGACCUACUCCAGGGCCAAAUGAUGUACAUCCUUUUAUUGACGCGGCUAUGAUUCAGCAGGACAGUUCUGUGGUUGGUUUGGUAGUGCGUAGACUACUUCUUAAUUAUAUUACACGACCCCAAGUUCCCUUAAAUGCUGCAUCCUAUUCUGUCUUUUCUGAAGAAGGGCAGCCUGGUGUUCUUCAGAAAGUUGGUUCUGCAGCAGCAAAUCUUGUAUUGUUGCCCUUCAGUUACUUCAAUAGCUCAAGCGUUCAAGGCUCAAGAAAUCCAUUGGCAGACAACAGUCUUCUUGUCUUACUUGUACUCACUCAUUAUCGGAAAUGUGUUAUGAUGAGCGAGUCAAUAACAAGUAAUAACGAGGUCAAUGUUGAAUCUGAUACUGUUUUGAAAGAAACUUCAUAUUUUAUUGACAAUCCAUAUAGCAAGGCUCUACAAAAUGCUAGGGAUAUUGAAUUUGAUCGCGUGGAUGUUGAGGGCAAUGCACACAGUGGACCACUCGUAAGAUUGCCUUUUGCAUCUCUGUUUGACACCAUUGGACGGUGCUUAGCUGAUGAGAGUACAGUUCUACUGCUGUACUCGUUAGUGCAAGGAAAUUCUGAUUUCCUGGAAUAUGUUUUGGUGCGAACCGAUAUGGAUACACUGCUAAUGCCUAUUCUGGAAACACUUUAUAAUGCUUCACGGAGGACGUCAAGUCAAAUCUACAUGUUGCUUAUUCUUCUUCUUAUACUUAGUCAGGACUCCUCAUUCAAUGCCAGCGCUCACAAGCUGAUACUACCCAAUGUUCCAUGGUACCAAGAACGCCUUCUCCAUCAAACUUCUCUCGGCUCCCUGAUGGUUAUAGUUCUUAUAAGAACCAUCAAGUACAAUCUGUCGAAGCUACGGGAUGUUUAUCUCCAUACAAACUGUCUUGCUACUUUGACGAACAUGGCACCACAUGUUCACAGGUUGAGUGGUUAUGCGUCACAGAGGCUUGUUAGCCUUUUUGAUAUGCUUUCACGCAAGUAUACCAAUUUAGCGGAGCUAAAAAAUGAUCAGAAAAUUAAAAUCGACUCGGCAGAUGGAGACGAUGUGGCAUCAGAACUUCACAUUUAUACGGACUUUUUACGAAUUGUAUUGGAGAUCUUGAAUGCAAUCCUUACAUAUGCUCUGCCUCGAAAUCCCGAGGUUGUAUAUGCAAUAAUGCACCGUCAGGAGGUCUUCAAACCCUUCAGGAACCAUCCACGUUUUAAUGAGCUGCUAGAAAACAUAUAUAAUGUGUUAGAUUUCUUCAAUAGUCGCAUGGAUGCUCAAAGAACAGAAGGUGGUGAAUGGUCAGUGGAGAAAGUCUUGCAAGUCAUAAUCAUUAAUUGCCGAUCUUGGCGAAGUGAAGGAAUGAAGAUGUUUAAUCAGUUAAGGUUCACAUAUGAGCAAGAGAAUCAUCCUGAAGAGUUCUUCAUUCCAUACGUGUGGCAGCUAGUUCUAUCUGGCAGCACUUUCAGUUUUAAUCCCGCUGCCAUAUACUUGUUCCCAGCCGGUCUGCCUGUAGAAGAUAAACACAGUGAAGACGGAAACAGUGACGAAAAAGCAGAGGAGUUAAGUGUGUAGACAUGAUACCAUAUGUUUACCAUUGCAGGUGAUAUCCUUUAAAUAGAUCCAUCAGAGUAUACUGAUAGUUCCUCCCUCAUGGGGAAUAUGUAAAUAUACGAACAACAAAAACUGUAGUAUUUCUUCUCAUUCUUUUCUGUUUAUAUGAUGUGAUGAAACUCUAGCUACUCUUAGGGUAUUUUCCAUUAUAAAAAGAAAAGUACAUAGAUUUAAGGUCAGUAAGCUCACAGUUAACAAGCAAACUAGGUCAGAUUAUAUUUCUUGCUAGUGCUUUAUGAAGUCUGCAUGGAAGCUAAAUCUGAUUAAGGCAAGGUUAUGUUUCUUUACGUAGAAAGCAUAUUUUGAAUUGCUAGUGGUAUUUGUAUAUUACCAUUUAUGUACUGCGAGUCGCAUUGUCAUUAAAAAAAAGGGUUGAUUUUUUUUUGUUU
Molecule: messenger RNA, 2913 nt
Organism: Papaver somniferum (opium poppy)
Lineage: Eukaryota; Viridiplantae; Streptophyta; Magnoliopsida; Ranunculales; Papaveraceae
Product: dymeclin-like
Exons: 18
Coding region: 320-2485 (721 amino acids)
Biological process (GO): Golgi organization
Cellular component (GO): Golgi apparatus
Source: RefSeq, a predicted model, not a curated record